GUAAAAUGUACGUGAGUACGUGAGGCCGGCCGCACACAUAAUGCACAGUACGGUUAGCUGCAGCAAUGUUUACGUUUGGUCUGGACAAAAGCACGGCGUUCUAUCUUGUGUUGCCCUAUUUUACCCGGUAAACUGGUGGUUUUUACAGAUCCAAGUCUUCUCAGAGUCAUCACGUGUCGCAGCAUUCUGUUCCAAUGAAGCAAAAUCUUCCUCGGUUCAUCCAUUUGCAAGUUCUCAGAGUCAGCAACAUACUGGUGUGACAAUGCCAGUCUGUGUACAGUGAGUUUGAUGUGGUGGCAUCUCAAGUCCGCAAGGCCUGAUGCACGAUGCGUGGUGAAGCCCCCGAGGCCUGCAUGCUGACCACCAUGCCCGACUGUGACGGGUCCAACAGUUCGCGUUCCACGGCGCCGCUGUCCGUGGCGCGCAUGUCCCGUAGCUCCCGCAGCUCCAGUUCACCCGAGCUGCGCUACACUUCCCUGGAGACCUCCCCCGCACCCACUCUGCUUGCCGAAGGCGGGGCUGACCCCUUGUCCCGCCCAGCUGAUGCCCACGGCAGCAUCCAGUCGGACCUGCAGCGGCUGCCUGGCCCUGCCCAGCCCGUCCGGAAGCUCUCCAGUGUGCCCAACAAGCCCAAGUACGAUCUCCAAUGUUGUACACUGCCGGUGUGCCUUGUGACUCUGCAGCUUUUGCUGGGCUUCACCAUCAUGGUGUUUGGAGUCACAAUGUUGCUGAUGACGCCUUCAGUCAAAACCAGAGAUGCCCCUUACUGGGCUGGUCUUGUGUUAAUCAUGGCCGGUGGAGUGGGGCUGUACUUCAGUGCAACCAGAGAGCAGGCCUACUCAGGUAGCAUCAAAGCAUUCAUUGUCAAGGCCUCCUUCUUCUUGCUCUCCGUUGUCUGUCUGUUUGUCAGCACCAUUGCCAGCGCCUUCUGCGGGAUCCAAGGGGAGAACAUCCUGAGCCUGAUCAACUCGGAGAAGUCCAACUGCAUCUCGGACAAUCACUACACCUGCCACUGCACCAAGGUGGAGAGCGACGGACUGUCGCGCAUCUACACCUUCUUGGACAUCAUCGACUGCCAGUCCUUCCUCCUCAACCUGAAGACCUACAUGUUCAUCCAGUGUAUUCUCAACGGGCUGGGCGGCAUAGCCUCCUUUCUUGUGGUCAUCCUGAUGUGGCGUAACCGGUACAUGGAUUUCCACUCGGGCCUGCGUUUCUACUCGUACAGUGCCAGCAUCCCCAACCACCCCUGGUCCGACCCGCAGACCCCGCCCUACACGAACUACAUCAUGGCCAAUGGCGACAACGGGCAGGAUCAGUUUGUUUUUGAUACGUGACCGGCUUCGGCGAAGACGAAACAAAUCGACAAACUCAGCAGACUGGGGGCAGUGUAAAUACAUCUAUAUUUUUUCUGUUCCUUGCAGAGAUGUGCUGAUGAUGGACAGCAUUCGUGGUUUUUUUUUGGGGGGUGGCAUGCGAGUGAUGGCGGAACUCCUUUGGUAUUUAUACCCGGAAUUAUAGACUCGAGGAGUCAUCAUCAAUAUCCAGUGAGCUGUGAAAUCUGAGACUGUGAUGUAGACUCAGCUUCAUGAUAAAACUUUCAAUUCCUUCACAUGGAAUAAUCUUGUGCAAGUGCAGAGAGUGUUUAACUUGAAUCCAAUUACUUAUAAUUUAAACUAACCUUCAUUGGGAUAGAGUGGGUGCGUUCAGUGGGGAGGGGGUCAUUUGUGAAAUCAAAACCUUGUAAAUGUCCAGGCAUUGAUUGUCAAAUAUAAUUGAGUUUUAACUCAAAAUCUUUCAGGCCAAAAUUAUGGGUUUACCUCUGAAAAGGCUUGAUGUGGUCUGGCAAGUCUUGGGGAUAUCGCCUUGUGUGUUUAAUCGUCUGUUUUAACUUGAAGUUAUACAAAAACAAAACUUUUAGAGAAUGACCAAUGUGUAAACCAUUUGGGACACACGGUGUGAACACAUCCAUUCCUAGUGUUUUGAAUCAGCCUAGAAUCCUAGCCAUUUUUACAAGGACCAUUCUAGAAGAUGAAGACCUAAACAAGGCAAGGAUUUGAGCCUCUGGAAACCCUACAUGUAACCAUGCAGAAUGCAGCAAAAUCCAUGAGUGAGAAGGUUCUACUCGGUAUGGGUGGCAUUGGUUGGAAUGAAGUACUGGUAGGGAACAAAGGGCUUUCAUCAUCGCAGUUGCUGUGUUCUGUUGGAUUCAACACAACUGCACACGUUGCUGGGUAAUUGAGGAUGCCAACAGAAAAACCAAGCAGGGUCAGAGUUCAUGCCAGCGGGGUUUGUGUUUGCAGUUUCCCUCUGGAUCUGAAACUGAUCCUAACCAUUUACUGUCCAAGGAAUUGCCAAAUGCACUUCUUCAAGGUGCGUUGGACUUCUCUGGAGCCACUACUGAAUGCACAUGCGAGCGCCUUACGAGGACGUUAAAACACAGAUUCCAGUGAGAUUGCAAACAUUCGAGCACACUCUACUGCUGUUUCAAGUCUUUCUGAACUUUGUGCAGUGAACUGUUUCCAGCAUACAUGUAGCUUCAUACCUGUAUAUGUUGUAAAUAUCCAUUUUCAACCUAAUUCACUAGAUGGUACGUGUAGUUGUUGGGUGAUUGGCUUUCAAGUUCGCAAACAUUCCAAUUGUGCAUACUCAUCAAAUUUGUCACGAGUUGACUUCAUAUCUUUGCCCUCAUCAUUUCUGGAGCCAGUGCAUUCUCCACCAAAGUACUUGCUCUUUUUUUGCCUCAAGAGGUCAAAGGUUAAACAUAAUUCAUGCCUUACAGAUGAGAAGGAAUUUUCACCUUCGACGUAAUUCAGCUUCAAGCCAUUUUGUUUCUUCGAAUGUCAUGUCGGCAGUGAUAUUAGUUGAAUCUAAACAGAUCUGAAUCAAUUUUUUCAUCCAUUUUUUUUUAAAGUUGAUUUUGUAAGUAAGAUUCACUGCUUUAAAGAUUAGAAUUCAUUUCAUUUAAUAAAUUUUUUUGUCACUGAAUGCACCUGUAAAUUUUCAGGUUGGUGAAUUGCUUAAUAAAUUUCAUGCUCCUAGAGUUCAAUCAUCUUUAACUUUCCAGAAACAGUACUGCUACAGUUUCAGGUUUUUGUCUUUUUUCACGUUCAUUUCUGUCUGAAUUACUCAAAUGUUGAAGAAAGUCCCUCCAAAAGCUGUUUGGGUUGAUUGUCUUUGGGUCAUCAUGGCUGUAGGUUUAAUGGUUUUGCCCCUUUUCUGGAGCAUGUAAGACAAACUCUCCAGACCUUUUGCAACUUGAUCAAUGUCCAUUCUCAUUUUUAGGUCUUUGAUUACAAUUUCAGACUUCCUUGUUAAAUGCAUGAUCAAAGUUUUCCUGCUUAACAGGGUUGAGUUAGUAAAUUUCAAGUGUUGACCCUUGGAAUCAUUUAAAGUCUUUUGUGAUGCCAGGUUAAAUGGAAAUUUAAUAGAGUUUGUACAUUGUAGUGAUUCUGCAUUUUUUUAAACCAAUAUUCCAAUUUAGCAGAGGAUUUGAACAAUUAUUUUCUUUCGCAUUGUUCAGAAUGUAAUUAUGUUACACAUGAUAGAGGUACAUUUUGACAUUUGAUGGAAUGCCCAUAUUUUUGAAUCUGUUUGUCAAUCUCUUCGGGGUUUGGACAGGAGUAGCUUUUCAUUUCCCGGGCUUUAAUAUUAAUCCCAGUGAGGAAUUGUCACAGAGACCGACAGUAGACAAGGGGGGGGGGAAAUGACCGAUAUUUUAUUGAAAUGGGAGAGAGGCCAGGUUUGGUAAUAACGGAAUGAUGAGACGGAUUAUUCCUGACAGGAUGAUGGAGCAGAUGGCCAGGGUUUUUAUUAUUAACGAUGAGGUUGAGUCAAAUUUCAGUCAAUCCAAUAUUUUCCCUUUAAUUGUCUUUUCCCCCCUCUUAUGCUCUUUUAAAUGUUCUUUUUCUUCUUUUCAAAGAAAAAAAAAGCACUUACACUAUGCAAGCCUGAAAAGCUGUUACUAGCCUUGCUGUAUACUGUACAUAUAUGAAAGUUAAUGGAAGGGAGAUGCCCCACUGUUAUUGUUGAUUCAACCUUGACUUUUUUGUGUGCUGGGUUUUAAGGUCUCAGAGAGAUUCUGAAGUUUGAAGGGGUUUAAUCUUUCAGAUAUGCAGUAAUGGUGUAAAUAUUUUAUGUAUAUUGUACUAUUCGUAUAUUAUCACCACAUUCUUGUAUAUUAUGAAAAGAAGAAAAAUUCUCGGGGAUAUCAUAAGCAGAGCCAAAGACAGGGUUGAGUUGUAGACGGACUCGUUCAGUUGGUUACUUGUGUGCAAUCUUUCUGUAUAUAGAUAGAGUUACAAUUUUAUCCAGUUCUAUUUAUCACCGUGUUGAUAACCAUGUGCUAUAUAAUCGCCAUGGAGACGGUUUCUAUGGUAACUUAUGCUUUACCACUUAUUUUUUACUGCUUUAUAAUACAUGUAUGCACAAAGAAUGCCUUCUUUAAGAUCGAAACUGCUUUCAAGGUGUUUGAUGAUUGGCAGAGCAAUUAGUUGCUAAAUUAAUUUGUUUGACUUGAUUAGGAAAGUCCUUUUCGUAGAUGAUCAGGAGAACAAUUUGUAGAUGUUUGGCAAAAACUUCAGAUUAUCAUUUUUCAUGUUCACAUUAUAAAGUCGCAUCUGUUUUAAAGUUGGAAAGUGUGGCAACUUUGAAUUUGUUUGUUUGGUAAUCCUUGACUCCACUCUGAUCUUGAUCGUGAACGAGUCUUUCUUUGUCAAUUUUGUGUGCACCAUUGCCUGUGACCCCAUAUACUGUCCUCGGCAUUUCGUUGGGAUGAAAUCUUUUUGCACGUUUGGAGUUUUGCAGAUUGACAAGUGUAUAAAAAAAAUGUUUUAACAACAACAUUAUUUAAAAUUAGUGCUCUCUUUCGUAGAUUGUGUUGACGUUAUCUUCGAAGAGAUGGGACUGUACUUUUUGAACUAAAGUGGAAUCUGUCGUUUUUCUUCCGCUUAAGAAAUUCUUAGACAAAAAAAAUUGUAAUGGAUUUGGGGAGCGUUUUGCCGUUUUUAAUUUCUUUUAAUUUGUACAUAACAGUUUGAAGAUAAGUUUUGCCAAAAUCGUGUCCCGUUGCUCAUAUCAAGGAUAGGUGAUUUUAAUUUAGGAAUGACCAAUGCACCAGAGUUUGUUUAAAUUAUAACCACGGAGGGUACCGGGGAAAUUGAAGUAAAAUGAAAACAAACCAUUCAAACAAAAUCGUGUUGGGAACUAUUUACACAAUGCUUUCGGCUUGGGACUGCACCAUGGCUGACGAUAUUCCAACCGGUUUUCAGAUUCUAUUACCAUUUCCCCCAAUUUGUAUAUUUGUAGUUGCAUCUGCUUUGAUUAUUCCAACAGGAAAGUUGUAUCUUAAUAAUGUUUCGUGCUGUAAGAAUACCGAAGACAGUGCGUAUUCGUUUAACUGAAUCGGUUUGUCGUAGUCCCGUGGAGGUCACAUCUUUCUGUGUAGGCCUAUUUGAAUUCGUCAACAACCGUGCGAAAAUAUACCCAAACCCACACAAGAGGAGGAAAGUUAAUGUAAUAUUCUCUGUUAAGUAUGAUGGUUCCAUGAACAAAUUUUUCAAACUAGAACGACUUCAUCGCUCUAAAUUUGAUUUUUUUUUUUUGCCCUUAUAGUAUUAAAAAUUCAAAGGGUGUUCCAUAUUUUGCAUGUUGUGGACAGGAAAUCGAACUUCAGGAGUGCUUUAUGUAAUCACUAGAUCGAAUGGAAUUGCAUAGCAUUUCGGUUUUCUGUACGCUUUUGUUUCAAACACGAAUUUCAGUGAUUUAUCCCAUUUUAGAAUUGCUUAAAAUGACGAUUGAAACUUGA
Messenger RNA from Acanthaster planci (crown-of-thorns starfish), 5803 nucleotides. RefSeq names its product sarcospan-like. NCBI's taxonomy places the organism in Eukaryota, Metazoa, Echinodermata, Asteroidea, Valvatida, Acanthasteridae. The record is from RefSeq and is a predicted model, not a curated record. Gene Ontology annotation, cellular component: dystrophin-associated glycoprotein complex; sarcolemma.